AUGGAGUUGAGCCUCACGCGGGAGGCAAAGGCAGUCAUUUUGGUGCACUUGAAGAAGCCAACCCUCCGUCCCAAAAAUCUGCAUCCAAUCCUCAAACAGCGCAAAGGAAAGGAAAACGCCAGGCUGAUAAAGAAAAAUGUUGGUUUUGCACAACUACGAGCGCCCUGUGUUCAUUAUCCUGACUUCCUUGCUCUUCUCACAGCAGGACUGAUGGUUCGCCGCGACACUCGUCGUUUUCGCCCGUUUCCAACUCAACGCUCUUGGAGGCUUCGCCGUCCGGUGUACAUCGAUCUUGAGCGCGAGGAUACCCCCGAGCCCAGAGCCGGCGCCCCUCAUGAUGCUGGCCGACACAUAAGUGAACCUGUCGUUGUGGAACGCGCGCACGAGGAACUCAUGGCGGCUGGACAACUCCCUGUGGCCAACCCCAACAUCCAACCGCCCGAAAGCCCCACUAACACCACUCGGGCCAAUUCCAAUCUUGCCGUCAACCUCCCCGGUUCUUUGGCCCCACCAAAUGCGGACUCGAACUCAAACCACCUGCACGUUUUUGAAGGAAACAAUCCCAGACGCAUGCCGCCGGCGCCAACUUUGGCUCAACCAAAUGCCAACCCCUUCGUUGCCCGUGUGCCUUUCCCACCGGCACGAGCAGCCAUGGAGGCAGUCGCUAUGGAGACCUAUCUUAACAUCGCUCACAUACCUCGCGACGACCUCCGUACCCGUUCCCGACUUCUGGUCCACGGCAUUGGCCAUUGGACUUUUUUUCGUGCCACCAAUGAAGCGGAAUUGACUCGAUUGGGAUUCCCCUUGGGGAUUGCCCGCUUAUUAUGUGAAGGGGUUGCUCGCUUGGAGGCUUUUAGGGAAGAAAUGGAGCGAGAGGGGAUUGAGAUGUCCCCCAUCUUAUAG
This is a messenger RNA of Puccinia graminis f. sp. tritici CRL 75-36-700-3, 903 nucleotides long. RefSeq lists its product as uncharacterized. The record is from RefSeq and is a predicted model, not a curated record. Bases 1 to 903 code for a protein of 300 amino acids. The transcript has a single exon. NCBI's taxonomy places the organism in Eukaryota, Fungi, Basidiomycota, Pucciniomycetes, Pucciniales, Pucciniaceae.